This is a messenger RNA of Nannizzia gypsea CBS 118893, 2409 nucleotides long. Its product is annotated as interferon-induced GTP-binding protein Mx1. The record is from RefSeq and is a predicted model, not a curated record. The transcript has 5 exons. Gene Ontology annotation, cellular component: microtubule; membrane; cytoplasm. Gene Ontology annotation, molecular function: microtubule binding; GTP binding; GTPase activity. The coding region runs from base 1 to 2409 and encodes 802 amino acids. NCBI's taxonomy places the organism in Eukaryota, Fungi, Ascomycota, Eurotiomycetes, Onygenales, Arthrodermataceae.
AUGGCUCCUGAACCACACUCGUCUCCCAGCACUGUGGGAACGGAGGAGAAAAAUGAUUCAAUUGGCUUUAUCUCUCAGAAUAUGAGAGAAAUGGUAAAGAAGAUCCAGGAUCUUCGGCAUCUGGGGAUCGAAAAUCAUGGCCUUCCGCUACCGAAGAUUGUGGUCGUUGGCGACCAGAGCGUUGGGAAAAGUUCACUCAUUGAGGGCAUGAGCGAGAUCAAAGUCCCAAGAAGUGCGGGAUGCUGCACACGAUGCCCUCUUGAGAUAAACUUGUCUGAGAGUGACGACCCUUGGACGUGUCGACUCAUUUUGACGAAGAAGUACAUGUUUGAUGCAACAGGCCGCAGUCAGAGAGCCACGAAUGCCCGACCAUUGGGUCCUUGGAUUGAACAAGAUCCCGAAGAGCUUCAUUUUGCGACCCUGACAGACAAGAAUUUGCUCCAGGAGCACCUCAAGUGGGCUCAGCUGGCUAUACUUAACCCAGGGCGCAGCCACACUGACUUUAUUCCUGGGGAAGACCAGGAGAUCGACGGCACUUAUAGCCAAGUCAAAUUCUCUCCAAAUGUUGUCCGACUAGACAUCUCUGCGCCAGGGUUUCCAAACCUUUCUUUCUACGACUUACCCGGUGUUAUCAAUGUUGCCGAACUCGAUGAGGAGCGCUACCUUGUUGGCUUGGUAGAGAACCUUGUGAAAGAAUACAUCAAAGCACAGAAUUGCAUUAUUCUCCUCGCCCUACCCAUGACCGACGAUGCAACCAAUUCCAGCGCUGCACGUAUCAUCCGCGAUAUUCCAGGGGCAAGAGAUCGUACUGUUGGAGUUCUCACCAAGCCUGAUCGUGUUGAGCUCAAGAAUGGGAAUGAGUAUGAUCAGUGGCGCGAGAUACUUCGCGGCGAAAAAUUUGCAACCGGCCAUGGCUAUUUCGUGGUACAAAAUAAUCCUGAUCCGAGGAUUGAUCAUGCCACAGCUCGUAUAGACGAAGGCUGCUUCUUUUCUAAUCCGCCAUGGACUACAGAGCUAGCUGAGUACAGUGACAGAUUUGGUACUCGCCGUCUCCAGACGGCUUUGUCAAAGCUACUGUUGAGGCUGAUUCAAGAUUCCCUACCAAAAAUAAUCGAACAGAUUAAUACUCAAGCGGAGUUUGUUGACCAGGAGCUGGCUAAGCUACCCAACCCUCCAUCGGCAAAUGUGUCUUAUAUAUUGUGCCAGAAGCUUAAUGCUUUCGUAAACAAUGUUCAAAUGCAUGUUGAUGGAGGUUCCGCCAAAUACCCCUUUCUGAAACAAUGGGGUAUCCUUGCUUCUGAAUUCCAACAGUACCUCAGUGCCUCCAGACCUGGGCUGUCUAUCUCGUGUGCAUCUGAAUCAGCCAACCCAGAGAGUAAGGGAGACGACUCUACUUCAAGCUCAAAGGCUCAUAAGCGGAAAAACCCGCCACAAACAAACGGAACAAGCGACCUCAAGAAGAAGAAAGUUGGAGACAUUGCUAAUGGCUCCACACCUAAUGUGUCGGCAUUCAAUGUCCAUGGCCAUUUCGACAAUUUCCACAUAUCAAAAGAACCAAGGACUUUUACACUCAGCGAGAUCCGUGAUAUCAACGCUGAUACUUAUGCAUCUGGUGUCCCUGGCCUAGGGAAUCCCCAUGCUGUCGAAGCACUUAACCGAAUCAGUGUUUCUCACUGGGAGGAACCGAUGGAAAAGUUCCUGCUAGUUACCUACGCCUUGAUGAAAGAGGUGCUCCUAGAUGAGAUGCGUUCUGUUUUUGGUCAAUAUGAGCAAACAGCUCUCUUUGACGAGUUGAAGGUCAUUAUCGUGGACUUCCUCGAAUCCAUUCGCAUCGAACACUUCAACCAAGCUGAAUCAGUGUUCAACAUUGAAUGCUUGAAACCCUUUACAAUGGCAAAUGCAUUAUUCCAGCGUGGCCAAGCCGAGGCCCAUGAAUACUUUUUCAUUAGGCGAUAUGAAGCCAGGGCUCGUCAAUAUAUAAAAUUGAUUAACGCACAGCAGGAGGCUUCGGGUAAUAAGCCCUCUAAAAUGGAUCCGAACAAGGUGUCAGAAAAAGAUCUAGGUCCAGACGAAUUCGCCAAGGAGCUGGACAUAAUGAGUGCGUCUCGCGCUUAUUACAAUAUUGCUUCGUCUCGCUUUGUGGACACUACGUGUCAGGGUAUCCAUAUCAAGCUCUUCAUGCGCUGCCGAGAUGAGCUGAGAGGAGAGAUUGAGCAGAAGCUCGGUAUCUUGGAUGAGAAUGCUUCCGAGCGCUGCAUAGAGCUGAUGGCUGAGGAUCGAGAGAGACAGGUGCGAAGAAUGCACCUUCAAAAGGAAAAGGACAAGCUCGACAAAGCUCAAGGAUGGUUAAAGGUCGCGGAAAAGUCCCCAGAGCCCCUUUUCUGCGACGCCAACUCCGUCUUGCCCUGA